This is a messenger RNA of Hibiscus syriacus, 1047 nucleotides long. Its product is annotated as multiple myeloma tumor-associated protein 2 homolog. The record is from RefSeq and is a predicted model, not a curated record. Bases 86 to 817 code for a protein of 243 amino acids. The transcript has 4 exons. NCBI's taxonomy places the organism in Eukaryota, Viridiplantae, Streptophyta, Magnoliopsida, Malvales, Malvaceae.
CAUAAAUAAAGGGUAGCACAGAAGCCAAGCAAUCGAAAGAAGAAAGACUCUCGUGCUCGUUGAAUUUGAAAGAGAAAGGAGAAAAAUGUAUCAUCCAACCAGAGGUGGCGUUCGUGGUGGCCGAGAUCAAUUUAGCUGGGAUGAUGUAAAGGUGGAUAAACAUAGGGAGAAUUAUCUUGGUCACAGUAUUAAGGCAUCCAUUGGGAGAUGGCAAAAAGGGAAGGAUUUGCACUGGUAUACAAGGGAUAAAAAUUCCAAGGGUUCGGAGGCAGAGGCUCUAAAAGAAGAGAUUAGAAGAGUCAAAGAAGAAGAGGAGCAGGCCAUGAGGGAGGCUCUUGGACUGGCUCCUAAACGCUCUAGUCAACCUCAAGGGAAUCGCCUUGAUAAGCACGAGCUUUCUGAACUUGUGAAACGAGGGUCCACUGCUGAGGACUUGGGUGCAGGCCAUGCCGAAGCAGCACGAGUAGACGGUCUUGGUUUCUCAAGAAUGCCACGUCCAUGGGAAGAUCCAAGCACACUUCCGUCCACUCAGAAGGAAGCCUCACCUGAGAUGGUCAAGGUGGAGGAACCUGUACCAUCAACUGCAAACGCUGAAGAAGGUGAAUCAGAAUAUGAAAGCAGCAGGAAGAGAAAGAGGCGUGAGGAGAAGCGACAGGAAAAGCACGACAGACAUGAGAAGCGACGGGAAAAGCACGACAGACAUGAGAAGCGACACGAAAAGCAUGGGAAGCAUGAAAGACACGAGAAGCUGUAUUCUCGUGAUUCAGAUGAUAAGAGAAGCCAUAAGAAGGAGAAGGAGAAGGAAAAGAGGGCAUGAAUCCGUUCGGGAUCGAACAUCUUACGGCCACCUUUGUAUUGUUUCCUGUGUUAUGGAUUGAUAUCUUAGUUUCUCUUCUGCCCUUUCUUCCUUGGUGGAAUGGUACAAAAUUAUAUGGUGUGAUUUGUUUUGUAGUAACUUGCAAGAGAAUGCAGACCUGUCCGUCGAAAGCAGGCGAGUUGAAAUUCAAGCUUGAGUUUAUGAUGGCAUAUCAUGUUAUGUUGCAAUUA